Messenger RNA from Pygoscelis adeliae (Adelie penguin), 1958 nucleotides. It is a transcript of the gene SQOR, whose product is annotated as sulfide quinone reductase-like (yeast). The coding region runs from base 177 to 1529 and encodes 450 amino acids. NCBI's taxonomy places the organism in Eukaryota, Metazoa, Chordata, Aves, Sphenisciformes, Spheniscidae. The record is from RefSeq and is a predicted model, not a curated record. The transcript has 10 exons. Gene Ontology annotation, molecular function: FAD binding; sulfide:quinone oxidoreductase activity. Gene Ontology annotation, cellular component: mitochondrion.
GUGUGUGUUUAAUAAAGCCCAAAGCAAAAUCCUGCGUUCGUGAGCUUCCAGAACCAGCAUGUCCCCCUUAAAACCAUCUCGCAAACGGAGGUUGCAAAACUUACUCUUCACUACUCAUCUCUCUCCGACUAGGAGAAAGCAGCACACAUCUCCAUCAGCUUCCCGCUAACUGAAGGAUGUCAGCCAUUGGCGUAGUGUCCUCCUGUUCCUGUCUCCGUCCUGGCGUAUGGCUGCUGAAACCAGGGAUGCAGAAGAUGAGCUCCUUCGGCUUACAUACAGCAGCCAGGUGUGCUGCCAAGGAUUAUUAUGAAGUACUUGUGUUGGGUGGAGGCACUGGUGGAAUCACCAUGAGUGCUCGGAUGAAGAGGAAAGUGGGGGCAGGAAAUGUGGCUGUUGUUGAGCCAAGUAAGACUCAUUACUAUCAGCCACUGUGGACCCUGGUUGGUGGUGGUGCAAAGCAGCUGGCAACUUCUGCACGUCCAACAGGCAGCGUAAUGCCUAAAGGUGUUGAGUGGAUCAAAUCUCGAGUUACAGCAUUGGAUCCAGAUAAGAACUGCGUCUGGCUGGAGAAUGAUAUCAAGAUAUCUUACAAGUAUCUGAUAAUUGCCCUUGGGAUUAGUCUCCAUUACGAAAAGAUCAAAGGCUUGCCUGAGGGUUUUCAUCACCCUAAAAUAGGUUCCAAUUAUUCAGUUCAUACGGUAGAGAAAACGUGGAAAGCUUUACAAGAUUUCAAGGAAGGAAAUGCUAUCUUCACUUUUCCAAAUACUCCAGUGAAGUGUGCAGGGGCUCCUCAGAAGAUCAUGUAUUUAUCAGAGGCCUACUGGAGGAAAACAGGAAAACGUUCCAAAGCAAACGUAAUGUUCAACACUUCACUUGGUGUCAUUUUUGGUGUUAAGAAGUAUGCUGGUGCAUUGCUUGAAAUAAUAAAGGAGAGGAAUAUUGCUGUUAACUAUAAGCGCAACCUUGUAGAAGUUCGAGCAGACAAGCAGGAAGCCGUGUUUGAAAACUUGGACAAACCCGGAGUGACUGAAGUUCAUCAGUAUGAAAUGCUUCAUGUCACACCCCCAAUGGGGCCACCCGAUGUACUCCUCAACAGUCCUGUCUCGGAUGAAAUUGGCUGGGUGGAUGUAGAUAAGGAAACUCUGCAACAUAAAAAGUAUCCUAAUGUAUUUGGCAUUGGAGACUGCACCAACCUUCCAACAUCAAAAACUGCUGCAGCUGUAGCUGCCCAGUCUGGAGUGCUUGAUAAAACUAUUUCCCUGGUAAUGAAGAACCAGUUGCCAACUAAAAAGUAUGAUGGAUACACUUCCUGCCCGCUAGUAACAGGCUACAACAAGGUGAUUCUAGCAGAAUUUGACUACGACGGUCAGCCUUUGGAGACCUUUCCCAUCGACCAGAGUAAGGAGAGAGUCACCAUGUACCAUAUGAAAGCCGAUAUGAUGCCUUUUCUCUAUUGGAACGCACUACUCAAGGGAUACUGGGGAGGACCGGCUCCUAUCAGGAAGCUAAUGCAUCUGGGCUUGAAGUAACUGCUGGUUCUCAGUGUUGGUCAAACUCUUUUGAAGAAAAAGGAUUGGUCUCACAGUGGAUCAAUACAGAUCUUUGCUCUUGGACAACCCCCUAGUAGACUGGUUUUUUUUUUUCUUUAAAUCAAGCUUUUGUCCUAAACUCACUUUUCCCUCUACUAGGGAUUAAGCCUUCCUAUGUUCUUUCACUGCUCUUCUAUGUAAACCAAGGCCUUAAACUACUUCUGUAGAUACACAGCGAGUUUGAACUUAAGUGUGGACUUGCCUUAAGCUACAGUACACUACUGCAAUCUUAGAGCAAUCAAUUUUAAAGCUGUUGUAUAUGUAGAAUUUUUUCCCUGACUCUAAACUGAAUUGUCUGCAGCCAAGAUCAAUGCAUGCACUGGAUUUAAGAGAAUAAUUCAAUGCUAGUAAAAUGGCCUGAAAACCUCC